Molecule: messenger RNA, 1101 nt
Organism: Parascedosporium putredinis
Lineage: Eukaryota; Fungi; Ascomycota; Sordariomycetes; Microascales; Microascaceae
Source: the annotation of a GenBank genome assembly
AUGUUUAAUCGCACGCUUCUCCGCUACGGGAAGCUCGCCGUGGGAUUUGCCACCGCCGUCUUCCUCGUCCUCUUCUUCCACUAUGCGAAUUUCGAGGCCUACGGCUUCGGCGAGCCGGCUAGCGCCCUCGAGGUAACGCUCCACCCAGGAGCACCGCCCGCGCCCAACGCCUGGGGCGGCGUCGAGGGGACCCAUCCCGCCCGCUUCCGCAACGACUCCUACGACCCCGACAUCCCCCACAUCGUGCACUUUGUCUACCUGCUGCAGGACGGCGUGCGCGACUUCAAAUUCGAGUUCAAGGAGGCCCUCGCCGUGUACUCGGCCGCCGUCUUCACCGACCCGGACGUCAUCUAUCUCCACACCAACGCCGACGACGCCGCCAUCGAGCGCGCCCGCUCGGGGCAGCUGGGCAAGUGGAACUCGGUCAUCCUCAACGCGCCCCAGCUCGUGACCCGACGCCACAAGAGCGACUUUGUCCGCGUCGCCGCCCUCGAGGAGUUUGGCGGCAUCUACCUCGACGUGGAUGCGAUCCCGCUCCGCGAUCUCCGGCCCCUCUUGUCCAAGGGGUACAAUGCGGUGGUGGGAAAGCAGGCCGACGAUGACAUCAUGAGCGGCAACUUCAUCGGCAAGGCGCACUGCGCUUUCUUUACCCAGUGGAAGGAGCAGAUGCACCAGGUGUUUAAUCAAGAGUGGAUUCGUCAUUCCAACCAUUUGAUGGCAGAGUUGGCAGGACCGCUGUCCAAGCUCGACCACGAGAUCCUUGUCUUGGACUACCAUGCCAUGGGCCCCAUCCAUUGGAACGGUUUCGGAACGCAAGCACUGUACCGGGUGCAUUACGACGUCGAAUCGAAUCUCGAGGGCUUGUCGGACGGGGCCCCGCUCAAAGCCUUUGACGAUAAUUCUGGCGCCCUCCGCGAGGGCUUCCGUCGUGGCAAAAGGAUUAUUCGAAUACCUGGAUCCUCCACUCCUGGCGUGAAAAGCGGAACCUCCUCCUACCCCAAGGCUUCAGUCACGGCUGUUUACCACAUCGCAAAGCACAUGUACGACCGCGGCUUCUUCUCCUUUGAUGACCCGUGGAGAUAUUCAGUGGCUGAGGUGUGA